This is a messenger RNA of Nerophis lumbriciformis (worm pipefish), 1020 nucleotides long. NCBI's taxonomy places the organism in Eukaryota, Metazoa, Chordata, Actinopteri, Syngnathiformes, Syngnathidae. The record is from RefSeq and is a predicted model, not a curated record.
AUGGUCAAAAGUGUCAUGGUCACGUACGCCCUGUGGGCAGUGGGAGGCCCCUUUGGCCUUCAUCAUUUCUAUUUAGGAAGAGACAACCAUGCUUUAUUAUGGAUGCUCACGCUGGGAGGUUUCGGCGUGGGCUGGAUCAGAGAGCUUCUCCGUAUUCCAACAUAUGUGGCUGUAGCCAAUCAAGACCCAGAUAUGGAGAGGAGAAGGUGUGUGAUGACCACGUCCCCUCCACCUGUAAACCUAGUUAGAGUUGCUGGCCAGGUGUGUGUUGGGAUCUACUUUGGCACCGUGGCACUGAUUGGGCUGAACUCACUCAAUUUCUUUGACUUGCUUAUCCUGCCGUUGUGUGUGGGUGCAGGGGUGCAUUUGGUGUCCACUAUAGGCCAGCAGACCUCUGAUCUUCGAAAAACUCUCACGGCUUGUCUUAUAACCUCUCCAUUCUUCUAUGGCAGCACUUUAUCCCCUCUGCCCAUUAGCCUGGCAGCCAGUCUCACUGCCACACAGCAUCGCAAGUACAAGAAAGCUCAGACAGGAAAUAAACAGGAACUAGGUCUCCGGCUUUGCAAGUUGACUCUUGCUUGGCUGGUCUUCUCUGCUCCAUUGGCCUAUUGUGUUUUCCAUAACACCACUGCCACUUUGUAUUACCUGUCUGACUGCAUGGCAGUACUGCUGGAUGUUUUUUGGUUCCUCCCUUGGCUCAGAAACUUAGUAGAGUACAUUCUCCUAAUGCCAUAUCGCUUAAUGUGCGUCUUGACUGGAGGAAGCUAUUAUGAAGAGGCCUGGAAGAAAAUGCUGGAAAUACUCCUUAAAGACUACACUGAGCGGGAAAAAGAAGCGCUGAAGGUCUUAUCACUGGGAGCAGAGGCCUCUCUUGAAGAGAUAACUCGAGGGUAUAGGGAGCUGGCCAAAAUAUGGCAUCCUGACCACAAUCCCAGCAAGGAUGCUGAAAUGACAUUUGUCAAGAUUCACGAGGCGUAUGAGGUUCUUCUACGACGCUACAAGCCCCGCCGCUUCAGAUAG